AUGAGUGUAUAUAUAGAGGGUUAGAAAGAAGAAGAGAAUGAGAAUAAGAGAAAAUGGGAGAGGUGAAGUUACAUGGGUUUUGGUACAGUCCAUUCGCAUUGAGGGUGAAGUGGAGCUUAAAGCUGAAGGGUAUUGAGUAUGAGAACAUUGAGGAAGAUCGUUUCAACAAAAGUUCUCAACUUGUUCAGUACAAUCCUGUGUACAAGAGAAUCCCUAUUCUGGUUCAUGCUGGAAAACCCAUUUCUGAAUCCAUGCUCAUAAUCGAAUACAUCGAUCAAGUUUGGCCUCAAAAUCCUCUGUUACCUUCUCAUCCCUACCACAGAGCUCUCGCACGCUUUUGGGUCAAAUACUCUGAUGAUCUGACUGAGGGAGUUAGAGCACUCUAUCGCAGCAAAAAUAAUGAACAGAGGAAGAAAGCCAUAGAAGAUAUUUUGGAGCAUUUGAGAGUUGUGGAAGAUCAGUGCUUGGGUAAGGAAAAUAAAUUCUUUGGAGGAGAUUGUGUUAAUGUUGUGGACUUGGCUUUUGGGUCCAUAAUCAAAUAUCUUACUGUGUUGGAAGAUAUCCUUCAAGUGCAAAUUCUUGAAGCACAGAAAUUCCCUCGUUUGUAUUCAUGGUUUAAUAUCUUCAAAUCUGAACCAGCCAUUGCAGAAGUCCUACCUGACCAGGAUCAAAUGGUAGCUUUUGUUAAACCUCUCAGAGAACAAAUUCUUGCAUCUUCGUGAGAAAAGAAAAAUAGUGUAGCUUUUCUGAAGCAUGUGUAUCAUUUAGAGAGAUAUAUGUAUUACGACAGUAAUAAAAGUUUGAGCUUAGGUAUGUGUUAAUAUAAUUAUGAAAGUGAUAAAAGUUUGAGAGGGAUGAAUUUCAAUGUGCUUUCCUAGUUUUGACAAGGAUAAUAAUUACAUUUUUACUUUCA
Messenger RNA from Vigna unguiculata (cowpea), 913 nucleotides. RefSeq names its product putative glutathione S-transferase. Gene Ontology annotation, biological process: glutathione metabolic process. Gene Ontology annotation, cellular component: cytoplasm. Gene Ontology annotation, molecular function: glutathione transferase activity. The record is from RefSeq and is a predicted model, not a curated record. NCBI's taxonomy places the organism in Eukaryota, Viridiplantae, Streptophyta, Magnoliopsida, Fabales, Fabaceae.